Molecule: messenger RNA, 1497 nt
Organism: Entelurus aequoreus (snake pipefish)
Lineage: Eukaryota; Metazoa; Chordata; Actinopteri; Syngnathiformes; Syngnathidae
Product: sphingosine 1-phosphate receptor 1-like
Exons: 1
Coding region: 90-1172 (360 amino acids)
Biological process (GO): angiogenesis; sphingosine-1-phosphate receptor signaling pathway
Cellular component (GO): membrane
Molecular function (GO): sphingosine-1-phosphate receptor activity
Source: RefSeq, a predicted model, not a curated record
CGGCGUGUCCCGCCGCUCCCCCCGCUGGCAGGCGGGCGCCAUGACGCACUGAAGGCAGGCUCGCGCCCUCAGAGUUGUCCGCCUGGGCCAUGGCUGACCCCGCCCACUCGGACCUCAUCGCCAGGCACUACAACUACACGGGAAAGUUCCGCAAGUCGGACGGGGGCUCGGGCCUGAAGGCCGACUCGGUGGUCUUCAUCGUGGUUUGCUGCCUGAUCGUGCUGGAGAACCUCCUGGUCCUGGCCACCAUCUGGAGGACCAAGAAGUUCCACAAGCCCAUGUACUACUUCAUCGGGAACCUGGCGCUGUCCGACCUGCUGGCGGGCGUGGUCUACACGGCCAACAUCCUGCUGUCGGGCGCCAACACCUACAAGCUGACGCCCACGCAGUGGUUCCUGCGCGAGGGCUCCAUGUUCGUGGCGCUGGCGGCGUCCGUCUUCAGCCUGCUGGCCAUCGCGGUGGAGCGCCACCUGACCAUGCUGAAGAUGAAGCUGCACAACAGCGGCAGCGCCAGCCGCGUCUUCCCGCUCAUCAGCGCCGUGUGGAUGGUGGCGGCGCUCCUGGGCGGCCUGCCGCUGAUGGGCUGGAACUGCAUCGGGCAGCUGAGCCACUGCUCCACCGUGCUGCCGCUCUACCACAAGACCUACAUCCUCUUCUGCACCACCGUCUUCAGCGUCAUCCUCAUGGCCGUCGUGGCGCUCUACGCCCGCAUCUACGCGCUGGUGCGCGCCCGCAGCCGCCAGCUGGUCUUCCGCAAGGCGCCCAACGGCGGCAAGAGCUCGGAGAAGUCCAUGGCGCUGCUCCGGACCGUCAUGGUGGUGCUGAGCUGCUUCAUCGCCUGCUGGGCGCCGCUCUUCGUCCUGCUGCUGCUGGACGCCGCCUGCCACACGCUCCACUGCUCCAUCCUCUACAAGGCCGAGUGGUUCCUGGCGCUCGCCGUCCUCAACUCCGCCACCAACCCGCUCAUCUACACGCUGACCAGCAACGAGAUGCGCCGCGCCUUCCUCAAGACGCUGCUCUGCGGCUCCGCCCGCGUCCGCGCCGCCGUCAGCUACGUCGGGGCGGAGUUCAGCCGCAGCAAGUCGGAUAACUCCUCCCACCCCAACAAGGAGGAGGUGGAGUACACCCGGAGGGGGGCGAGGGCGGCCGAGGUCGCCUCUUCCUCGUCCUAGAAGUCGCCUUGCCGCCGGUUUGACCUGCAAACGUCCCCGAGGAAAACCUUGGUCAGGUAACCCCGGCAGGUGAGUCCACAGCCCCCCCUGCCGCCUUUUUGACGUACCUCUCCGUGUUUACGUGUAGCCAAUCGACUAUUCUAUCGUUUUUCAUUCCUGGUCUUCGUGUCAGCCCUGAAGUCACUCGGGAUUUGUACAGCGCCCAACUUUCCUACUUCCUGUCUGCUUGUCCGUAGUGAUGGCGUUUGCAUGUCGCCAUGGUAACCGUCAAUAAAUUGUCUGUGUUUAACCUUCCUAGCGUUUAAUAAAGACACAAUAAGUAGAA